This is a messenger RNA of Opisthorchis viverrini, 1746 nucleotides long. RefSeq lists its product as hypothetical. Gene Ontology annotation, biological process: protein O-linked glycosylation via fucose. The record is from RefSeq and is a predicted model, not a curated record. The coding region runs from base 1 to 1476 and encodes 491 amino acids. The transcript has 9 exons. Lineage: Eukaryota; Metazoa; Platyhelminthes; Trematoda; Opisthorchiida; Opisthorchiidae. Gene Ontology annotation, molecular function: peptide-O-fucosyltransferase activity.
AUGCGCAUCCAAUUUCUGCUUAGCAUUUUGAUUUUCGUUCUGUUUCAUGGCCCGUGCAACAGCGAGAACUACUUGCUAUAUGAUGUGUUCGAAGGAGAAGGCUUCAACCUACGGAGGGAUGUCUAUAUUCGGAUGGCCAACACAGUUCGGUUACUAAACCUGAAACGUGAGACCAGCAGUCCGACCAUUUGGACUUUAGUCCUCCCUCCCUGGAUCCCCAUGUCUCAUUGGAUGACUGCAGCCAGCCAGUUACCAAACGUGACUCUGUCCUCAGAUCCUCUGCCAUGGUCAACCUUUUUCGACCUGAACAGUCUAUCCCAGGUGAUCCCCGUUAUGGAGUUGGAGGAGUUCAUGACUACCGUACUGAAUGCUAUCGGGAAACGAGUUGAUCUCGCCGUUCAGUUAUUCCGAGAUUCCGUUGAGAGUUUCUCCGGAAGACUGGAUUCAGUCGAGUUCUGCUCGGAGGAAGUACGUUCCCGUUAUCAGUCACCCGAUUCCCCAUACUAUCCACCAAUCACUCUCUAUCCCCACAUGAACGAAGGGCAUUUAAAUGGACUUCUCAAUGCCUCACAGUAUGACUGCGUCACGGGAGCGUUGGAGCCUUUGUCGCUGGCACCAUUUCUCGAAGAUUUGUUGGGAUCCAUCGAUAUAAAUAGGCCGAUAAAAUCCAUCUAUUUGGGGUCUGCUGAAACGGUUAUUCACGGCCAGUUGAGCGAGUGGAGCGCGGAGUAUUGGACAAUCCGACGAAGUAUGGUAUUCGCUUCUGAACUGCGUGACGUGGCUGACGAGUUCCGCCGGACCUACUUGAAUUCCACCGAUAUUCCCGAUCACACAUUCUCUCCAUUCUCUAUUCCUGGUCGUGGUCCGGGUUCCGCCUGGCUUCAUCGCACGUGGCCCUUCGCACCGGCUGUGGGAGGGCCCUAUCUGGCUGUGCAUUGGCGCUGCGGUGACUACGUGCAAUCGUCCGGAGAUAGGUGGAUCAAUACGCCUUCACCCGUACAAUUGGCCUCUCAGAUCCGGUUCGCUCUGGACUAUUUGGCUUCUGAGCAUUCUACUGUGAUAAAUGUCGUCUUCCUCUCAACCGAUGCCAAUAAAAUAGAUAUUGAUGAGCUGGGCACUCAUUUGGAACGUGUGAAACUGCUUCGGUUCGAACCUACUCCGGAGCGAUGGGUCGCUCUCGGUCCUGGUGGUAUCGCGAUCGUAGAUCAGUGGAUAUGCAGCCAUGCGAGAUUUUUCCUUGGAACCAAUCCCUCUACCUUUACUUUCCGCAUUGCUGAGGAGCGCACAAUUAUGGGCUUUCCGCUCUUCUCCACGUACAACACAAUCUGCCCAGAGAACGGUGUACGCUUGUACGGUGGAUCCGAAACGACCGCGGCGGCACCUAAUAGCUGCGAGCCACUGACCGCAUGGCCUGUGGUUUACGAAUCAGCGUACACUAUCUAUCCUGAAGACAAAACUCAUCGUCCUGAGCUCUGAUCUGUCCCGGUGUUCACUACAUCUAGUGUUUCAAAGUUUUAGCCUAACUAACAAUGACGCCCUCCAGUUAUUUUUUUGUUCCAUUUUCUGGUUCCUUUCCCGGCACUGAAGAUUUAGCUUGAUUUGAAACCACAUGAGUCCCUUCAUCAAUCCACCCUAUGAAAUUCUUCUUAUCAUUCAAUAGUCCUUUUUUCCGCGUAACUUCGUUCGGAUGAAGUUGGACGUUGAACAGACAUGCGCUUGUUUCGAUCGGUACAAGUUUAACAGAAU